Molecule: messenger RNA, 1376 nt
Organism: Capsella rubella
Lineage: Eukaryota; Viridiplantae; Streptophyta; Magnoliopsida; Brassicales; Brassicaceae
Product: protein indeterminate-domain 12
Exons: 3
Coding region: 63-1262 (399 amino acids)
Cellular component (GO): nucleus
Molecular function (GO): DNA-binding transcription factor activity
Source: RefSeq, a predicted model, not a curated record
UUCCAAAGUUUUGUUUUUUCUUUGGUUGGAGUUUUCUUCUUCCUUUAAGCUAUAACCACGCCAUGGCUAAUAUGUUUUUAUCUCAUUCCUUGUCCUAUAAACUAAGCUCUUUGUCUACUGAAGCAAGUGCUUCUUCUGGUAACACACUCAUCAGUAGUACUAUCCAAGAUUUCAGUGGCUUUAACCAUGCAAUUUCCAGUCUUUCUACUCACACAGAGACUCAUAAGAUCGCUAAGAAAAGGAGAGGCCUUCCUGGAAAUCCUGAUCCAGAUGCAGAGGUAAUCGCAUUGUCACCAAAGACGCUUCUUGCAACAAACAGGUUCGUUUGUGAGAUAUGCAACAAAGGGUUUCAAAGAGAUCAGAAUCUACAGCUUCACAGGAGAGGCCACAACCUUCCAUGGAAGCUGAAGCAGAAGAGCAGCAAAGAGCAACAGAGGAAGAAAGUUUAUGUUUGCCCAGAGACAAGCUGUGCUCAUCACCAUCCAUCGAGAGCUCUUGGUGAUCUCACAGGGAUCAAGAAACACUUUUGCAGGAAACAUGGAGAAAAGAAAUGGAAAUGUGAAAAGUGUUCAAAGUUCUAUGCUGUUCAAUCUGAUUGGAAAGCUCACACUAAGAUCUGUGGUACAAGAGAGUAUAGAUGUGACUGUGGCACUCUUUUCUCGAGGAAAGACAGUUUCAUAACGCAUAGAGCGUUUUGUGAUGCAUUAGCAGAAGAAAGUGCAAGAAUCCACUCAACGUCUUCUUCCUCCAUUCUCACAAACCCUAACCCUAAUCACUUUAUGAUCAACAAAUCUUCUCCCUUGUUCUUCACGUCACCUCUUUGCGUCGAACCAUCGCACUCCGCCGCGGCUCUUUCAUCGACGGCAGCUCUCUCCGCGACUGCUCUCCUCCAAAAAGCAACGGCUCUCAGCUCCUCGGCUUUCGGAGGCGGUGGACAGACUCGAUCAAUCGGUCAUCAACGACAUCAUCUGACCAAGAACGCCAACGAGCUUCUUGGUGGUGUUGACCGGGUCAUGAUGACGUCGUCUGAGUACGACCAGCUAGCUUCCACGUGGCAGAAAGCUGACCGUUUGACCAGAGACUUUCUUGGACUCACGGGUCACGGGGUGCACGUUAGCAUGAGACCCGGUGGUGUGCUGGGGUACGCAGGUGGCGUGGCGUUUCCUAUGUCGGCCUACGAUACCGAAUCUCAUCAUAAUCACGAGUCGUCGUCGUUUCAGAAGGCUUACGAUCUGGGAUUCUCGGGAGCCCACUCUAUGUAAAAGGGCAAAACUGGAAUCUUACUUCCUUUUUAUUUUGUUGCUUGAAAAUUACUAAAGUGCCCUCGGAAAAAAAAGACACAGCAUUUCUUUUUGGUUAAUUUUCUAGGGAUUAUU